Chara braunii is the source of this 1165-nucleotide messenger RNA. Lineage: Eukaryota; Viridiplantae; Streptophyta; Charophyceae; Charales; Characeae. The record is from the annotation of a GenBank genome assembly.
UCGGUCGUCCUUGGUCCAGCGUCUUUUGUCCGUGUGGAGGCGGCGUGGUCCAACGACGUGUGGCGGGAAACGGCAUACGGCGGGCGACGGGAAAAAAAAUUAACCUGAAGGGCGUCGACGUUUGAAAUUCGAAUUUCAAAUGACGGCUGCGACGACGACGACGACGUGUGGCUGGCGGCGCGAAGACGGCGUAUUGCUGAAACGGGCUCAGCGGCGGGGUCACUUCCGUCCCCCGGCCGUUGCGAGUGCACGGGCAGCGUCGGGUGCGUCCAUCGCCGUGGACCUUCGCACACGUCGACUGCGCCUUGCAACAUGUUUCCGUGUGAGGGACUGCAUUCAGAGAAAAGGGGCCAGCUUUCGACAGACAUCUUCGGCUUCUUCGUCGGGUGUGGAAGGACGACACACACGGCAGCGGAGCGACGGGUCCGUGUCCAGGUCGCGGCUAUGGAGGGCGGCGGAGAGGGUAGACGUGAGGUUGACGGCUCUUGAGCUGCAGGCCGUGGCGGCGGCCGUGUCCACUAUCGUUCUUCGAGAGGAGAGGGCGCUAGGACGACUGAACGAGCAGUUGUGUGCGCUUAGACGGAGGACAUUGACGCAAGCUCCGGACGAUGGGCCGGACUACGUGGCAACGUCGGAGGCUGUUGUUGAGCUGUGCUACACAUUGGGUUGCGGAGUAAUUCCUCGAGCGACGCCGAGGUGGUGGAUGAAGCGCAGGACAGGAGGCAUGUGGGAAGACCUCAGGCAAUGCGACGACGUGACAAACGACUACUUCCGGGAGAAGCUACGCAUGUCACCACGAGUGUUCCAGGAAAUCGCGGAGGCGUGUGCGCCCUCGCCGCACAGAGGAGCACGACGUCCACGUGUACGAGAGGAGAAGAACGACCCCGGUGGGACUGCUCCGCGGCGAGAAGAACACAAGAGAGACGGCGCCGAACCUCCACGUGGCGAGACAGAUCCGCGGCGACAAGGAGAGAGUGCCCCGCCGAUGGGAGUUCCGCUGAUGGGGCGAGAACAGCGACUCACGAAUGGAUCGCGCGUGGCGACGGCCGCGUUUGCAACGACGAUGAAGAAGCGCCCUCGCCACACAUAGGAGCUCAACGUCCACGUCUACGAGAGGAGGAGAACAACCCCGGCGAGACUGCUCCGCGGCGAGAAGAAGACAAGA